Messenger RNA from Gongylonema pulchrum, 255 nucleotides. The record is from the annotation of a GenBank genome assembly. Lineage: Eukaryota; Metazoa; Nematoda; Chromadorea; Rhabditida; Gongylonematidae.
AUGACGCGUGCAGAGGGCGGGCGUGCGGUGGACAGCGCGCAGUGGACGGCGCGUGCGGCGGACGGCGCGGAACUGCCCUCUAUCUCAUCCUUUUGUAAGCAGCUGGGAGGUUUUCAAACGCUGGCGUACAUCCAGAAGGUGUCGACGUUUCGCUCGGUGUUGAGAUUGCGCCGCGCUGAGCAAAUGUUCGGGAAACUCCAAUCGACAAUGCAAUCACGUUUACAGAAGGAUGCGUCCGAGCGAUCCAGGUAUUGA